Molecule: messenger RNA, 3126 nt
Organism: Exophiala xenobiotica
Lineage: Eukaryota; Fungi; Ascomycota; Eurotiomycetes; Chaetothyriales; Herpotrichiellaceae
Exons: 1
Coding region: 74-2776 (900 amino acids)
Biological process (GO): mitotic DNA replication checkpoint signaling; DNA repair; DNA damage checkpoint signaling
Molecular function (GO): chromatin binding
Source: RefSeq, a predicted model, not a curated record
CUGCAAACUUCGAGGACAGAAGUGGUUGACCAGGUUCCCUCUCUUGAAUACGCAUCUUUCAGGAUGCUUGCCAAUGGCUCCACGACCUGCCAAACGGCAGCGCCGGUCCACCUUUGUGCUCUCAGAUGACAGUGACGAAGGUAAUGGCCGGCCUUCUUCGGAGGCACGAAGGUCCAGCCUGCAGCGUGAAAUUACGCUUGACGGCAGAACCUCGCAGACUGUCUCGCCAGUAAAGUCGACCAAGGGAAGAGCGGUAGUGCGAAAGCCCGCACCAAAGCCAUCGCCGAAAUCGUCUCCCGAGAAAGCCAGAAAGAAUACGAGGCCCAAGAAUGAACCAGACAAGACGAAAUCCCUUCACAACUUCUUUACCAAGGCUGCAGACGAAGAAAGAUGGAGGAAGAAAAGCUUGACACCAGACCUGGACAUUCAAAAUGGAGAGCUAGGAGAUGCAAUCGAAGACGAUGAGUUGUCGGAUGAAACAUUGCAAGAACUUGGACUCAAGACAGAUACAGCCAGCGUUGUCCUGGACAAACGGAAACCUGUCGUCACUGCUGUUGCCGGUGGCAAGAGCACGAGCGAUGGAGGUGGUUUGCCCUCCAGUCAACGAUUCGUGCGUUCUACACUUCCACGUUCUACGCUCUCCAAUCGGAACCUCCCAAGCGACACUGAACAUAGCGUGAGCGUCGAAGGACAUCGCCCCUGGGCUGAUCGAUAUGGUCCGAGCAAUCUUGAAGAGUUGGUCGUGCACAAGAAGAAGGUCGGAGAUGUACAGAACUGGCUGCAAGGCAAAGUUGAUAGGCGUAACAGCCAGAAAUUACUCGUCUUGAAAGGACCAGCUGGGAGCGGCAAGACCACAACGCUGUCACUCCUUGCACAGGCUAUGGGCUUGCAAUUGGUUUCCUGGCAUAAUCCCACUGUGUCGGAGGCUGGUGCCAACAAUUCGACCGCUUUACAAUUCGAUGAGUUUCUCAAUCGCGGUGGUCAAUUCGGUAGUCUUGCCUUCGACCAGGACUUGAUGACUUCAGAUACGUCAAAAGCAGAUUCAGCCCAUCGCGUGCUCGUCAUCGAAGAGUUUCCGGCAAUUAUGACGAGGCUCUCCAAUGUCCUUCAGUCUUUCCGAUCAGUUAUCUUGCAGUAUCUGGCACGGAGUCGAGCGACUUCUACAAUCACUUUGCGUGGCCAGCAGAGCUCGAGCGACAAUCCUCCACCGGUAGUCCUUAUCAUCUCGGAAACUCUGCUCUCAUCUUCUACCGCAUUGACAGACAGUUUCACAGCUCACAGGCUUCUUGGUCCUGAGAUCCUGAACCAUCCAUUCGUGACGGUCAUGGAUUUCAACCCAGUAGCGCCUACUUUCAUGACUAAGGCUCUAGAUCUCGUCAUGAAGAAAGAGGCAAGAGACUCACGUCGACGCCGAAUGCCGGGGCCUGCUGUCAUCCAGAGACUUGCCGAUAUGGGCGACGUGAGGAGCGCUGUCAACUCGCUCGAGUUUCUGUGUCUCAGAGGAGGCGACGGCGCAGAAUGGUCUGGAACAGUCGCGGCUAAGGCUAAAAAGUUGUCAAGAGACACUGUGCCGUUGACCGAGAUGGAAAAGAACUCUCUCCAGCUAGUUAACCAGCGCGAAACCACUCUCGACAUGUUCCACGCGGCAGGCAAGAUUGUGUACAACAAGCGCGAAGAUCCCCGUGUUCUGGACACCCGAGCAGAACCACCACCUAAACCUCCGGAUCAUCAUAUGCACAUUUAUUCGUCAAAAGUGUCUCAAGUUGAUAUCGAAGCACUGUUGAACGAGACGGGCACAGAUAUUCAGACCUUCAUCUCUACCUUGCACGAGAACUACAUCCUUUCGUGCAACGGCGACACCUUUGAGGAAUCCUUUGAUGGUUGCUCCGAUAUACUGUCCAUAAGUGAUAUUCUCAAUCCGGACAGCAGGCCCACACGUCGAGCAAACCCGAAUCACUACGCUACGACCAUACAGGCAAGCCUACAGGCUGGAUCCUCAGACACCCUGCGUCAAGAUGAGAUCAGCUUUCAGGUAGCCACAAGGGGAUUGCUGUUCAAUCUGCCGUAUCCGGUGAACCGGGCAACUCCACCUGGAGCAAAGAAGAGCGACACAUUCAAGAUGUUCUAUCCUGCGAGUUUGAGGCUGUGGAAGCCCACCGAAGAGCUCGAUAGUCUGAUCGAGAUGUUUGUGCAUGGAGAGGGCACGAGCAAGCUAGAUGCCGCCGCGGGCUCCCAUACGCUCUCGAACACUCCAGGCAUUGACGGAGGUGUUGGAACUUGGCGCACGAGAUCAUUCGCCGCUGCUUCCUCUCCAGAAGCCAAAUGCAAGCCGGGAACUGACUUUGUUCAUGGCCAGGACGAAGACGACGUCGAAAAUGCCCUUCCAAGACCACUUCGGCACGCCAAAGACACGCUGACCCUUGAGAUACUGCCACACAUGACGCAGAUAUUCGGAGCGAGGAAGAGAGACACUUCCAUCCUUGAACGUAUAACCAAGUUCAGGCCAGCUGCUUCCCAGUCCGCUGCCGCUACUGGAAGCGAAGCAUUUGAGGACGAAAACGAGAGGACUGCCGGUGAGAACCCAGCAAGGGCUGGAGUGUUUGCCCGGACUCCCGCAGGUGUCCAUGCAGCUAUGUCAGGGUUAACGCGGGGUGGCUUAGGUGUGAGCACGAGCACGUUUGCCGGAAGCACGGGUUCGUACGUCGCUCAGUCUGCUGUUGACGCUGCCUCGGUUGAGAAACUGUAUAUCUCGGAUGACGACAUUGAGGACGAUUGAUUUGGCUCAAUGUGAGUGAGUGAGCUACUGUGUAUGGACAGACGGGGCGGCCUUGUUGUCUGGCCCAUUGUUAUCAGCGGACAGCUUUUGCCGAAUCAUGUGCCCUGAGGAGGGUUGUUCUGGUCUGAUUUUGACAGUCACAAGAGACUAGCGAGUCCCGGUACUAAAAGGAAAUUCGUCGGACAAGUAAACGGUUGGGAUUAGACUCAUCUUCAGAACCAAGGGGUUCGUCUACUUAGUACAACGUAGGCACGGCUAUGGUUGGUAUUCAACUCUACUCGAAUCAUAGAAUGAUGAGGCCCCUAAAGCAUUGUCACAUUAAGGUACCUAGGCAUGAAAUUGGAAUUGGA